AUGACAGCUCCUCUCGCCCUCUGCUGCCUUCUCUCCGCUCACACUCUCAGUCUGACAGCCGGCUACCUGACCGUUUCCAUUGAGCCUCUUCCUCCUGUGGUCAUCGGAGACACGGUCACACUCAAGUGCAACUUCCAAACAGACGGCAACCUCCGAGAGAUCGUGUGGUUUCGGGUGACUGAAGGAGGCAGUGCCAAGCAGAAGAUUUUCACCUAUGAUGCCAUGUACAACACCAGCUACUCCCACAUGGAGGACAACCGCAGGCGGGAAGACCUGGUCUAUCAGUCCACUGUACGUCUCCCUGAGGUCCAGAUGGAGGAUGACGGCCUGUACGAGUGCCACGUGGGGAUCUAUGACAGGGGCGCCAGAGACAAAGUGAUUCUAGCGUUGGGCAGCAUCGUCCUCACUGUCAUAGUACCUCCCAAGUCCAUCUCUGUGGUGGCAGCCAACAGUCCGGCUCCUUUCAGCCGCUACGAGGCCCAGAACUUCACUCUGGUUUGCAUUGUUACAGGAGCAAAGCCAGCUCCCAUGGUGUACUUCAAGCGGGAUGGUGAGCUUAUUGAUGUCGUGCCAACUCCCCAGUCCUCUUCCUCCUUAGUGGGAGACCAAAACAAGGCCCCAGUUCAAGACAAGAGUCACGGUAGGAACCAGGCGGGACUCUGGAACUCCCAGGUUCUGAGCAGUCGAGACCUUGAUGACACCAAACUCCACAAGUCCCUGUCCCUGCUGGAAGAAGAGGGGAAGCUGGCUCGGCUGGGUCAAGACAGCCCCAAUGGCCCCGAACACGGCCAAGAGCAGAGGUCCGAGUCUGACCCCAAACCGACCACUGAGGUGAUCCCUGAGACGGUGGUGAGCCGGGAGUUUCCCCGCUGGGUCCAGAGCAGUGAUCCGCUCUACUACUUCCAGAACCGGCAGCUGCCAGUGGGUGAUGGCACCAUGGAGGUGAGAGCCAUGCUGACCUGGAGCCUCAACCCCCAGCUGGACAACGAAGCCCUGUUCAGCUGUGAGGUCCACCACCCGGCUCUGUCCAUGCCCAUGCAGGCUGAAGUCACACUGGCUGCUCCCAGAGGACCCAAGCUGUCCAUGAGCCCCACUAAGGCCAAGGUGGGAGACACGGUGCGGAUUGCUGUCCAGGGCUUCCAGCUGGGACCUUCUGCAAGUGAGGUCUUCCCUGAGCCCAUGUACACUUGGACCAUGGUGGGCGGGCGCCUGCUGGACGGCAGAGAGGAGCACAACGGCAGGGAGCUCAUUCUCGAGAGAGUUCCCGCUGAGCUCAACGGCUCCAUGUUCCGCUGCACGGCCCAGAAUCCACUGGGCUCCACGGAUACACACACCCGCCUCAUUUUGUUUGAAAAUCCGAGACUGAAGAAACACUUAAUUGCUAUCGACGCCUCGGCCGGUCGACGCUCCCUCACCUUAAGCUCCAUGCUGCUGCUGCUGAGCUUCUCCUGCGAGCUGACGUGA
This is a messenger RNA of Toxotes jaculatrix (banded archerfish), 1464 nucleotides long. Its product is annotated as immunoglobulin superfamily member 21-like. Gene Ontology annotation, biological process: homophilic cell-cell adhesion; heterophilic cell-cell adhesion. Lineage: Eukaryota; Metazoa; Chordata; Actinopteri; Toxotidae. Gene Ontology annotation, cellular component: adherens junction. The transcript has 10 exons. The record is from RefSeq and is a predicted model, not a curated record. Bases 1 to 1464 code for a protein of 487 amino acids.